AUGUCACGGUCUGUAUUUGGUCAUGAUCAAAACGCCCAAAUUGAUUGUCCGCAAUUCCCAAACACAUGGAUCGGUGCAAUGCCUUCGAGAAGUCUACCACUGAAUGCGGUCAAACAUUUUGAAAUGUGUGGCCAACAAUUGGUGGCAUUCAGGGGUGGAUCGGGUGCUGUCCACGUGUUGUCCGCCUAUUGUCCACAUUUGGGCGCAAAUCUCGGUAUUGGCGGACAUGUGGUGACUGAAUCGGGCGACGACUGUAUUCAGUGUCCAUUCCAUGGCUGGAGGUUUGGCGGAGACGGACAGUGCAAACGCAUACCUAAUCUCAACGACUCUGAUUUAAAGGCAGUGAAAGCUGUGGUAAAGAAAUGGCAGACAAUAGAGAAAAACGAGUUGAUAUAUGUUUGGCAUCACUCGGAAGGCUCGGACCCCGACCACUAUCCCGAGGACUUUCUCGCCAAAUAUGGUCACAAUCUAUCGUUUAGAUACUAUUAUUCGAGACAUAUGGACAGUAACUUUGAAGUAGUGGGCGAGAAUUGCGGUGACCUGGAGCACUUUGCUCGCCUACACGGAUCGGUGGUGCCGUACUUAACGACUACAAAAUUCUCUUUUGACACAACACGCAGUGCUGACAAUGAAAUCGCCGGUUUCGCUACAAUCUAUGUAUUGGGCUUCGAGUUAAUCACUCAGCCCUGGAAGUUGUGGUUCGGCUCACCAGUGAUGGUACAGCACCUCUUAGGAUACGACAACUCAUUGCUGGGACCU
Medioppia subpectinata is the source of this 759-nucleotide messenger RNA. NCBI's taxonomy places the organism in Eukaryota, Metazoa, Arthropoda, Arachnida, Sarcoptiformes, Oppiidae. The record is from the annotation of a GenBank genome assembly.